Molecule: messenger RNA, 867 nt
Organism: Lentinula edodes (shiitake mushroom)
Lineage: Eukaryota; Fungi; Basidiomycota; Agaricomycetes; Agaricales; Omphalotaceae
Product: major facilitator superfamily domain-containing protein
Exons: 7
Coding region: 1-867 (288 amino acids)
Biological process (GO): transmembrane transport
Molecular function (GO): transmembrane transporter activity
Source: RefSeq, a predicted model, not a curated record
AUGCUGUGUGCUUUAGGCGUUUCUGGUAUCGCGUUUUGUGUCGUGGAAGGCCGAUAUGCCAAAAUGCCGAUCGCACCUGGAAGACUAUUCGUGAGAUGGGGUUGGAGAAACGUUCCGAUCAUGAUGAUAACCAGAACUCUUCUUUUCUUCCAUAAUUUUGCAAUGAUUUUCUACAUUCCUAUUUUCCUACAAGUUAUUGGCCUUUCAACAGUCAUUUCUUCUGCGCUUAUCAUUCCCUUCCUCGCUAUGGCGGCAAUAUCCAGUUCAGCAGUAAAUGCGACUGCGUCCAAAUAUGGAUAUGUGAGGACAAUGUGCACCUGUGGAAUUGCUAUCAUUCCAAUUGGAAUGGGUUUGAUGUCCACGUUAAACGAAAAGAGCACCAUCGGGAGGAUCGUAGGGUAUUCAUUGAUAUCGGGGCUGGGCUUUGGAUCUGCAACACAAAUAACGAUGGUUAUUGCGCAAGUCGGCUUACCCGCAGAUGAGUUAUCUACAGUGACGGCCCUAGUAGGGGCUGCUCCGACGCUAGGUGGGACGCUGGGCGUUGCUGUUGUUGGUACCGUUAUCAACAACGCCUAUCAACAAACCGUACGAAGUGCCAACUCCACUAUUUCACUUAACCCCUCCGACGUAAUCUCAAGCAUAUCUUCGCUGGCACCAGAGAAUCCUGUGCGCAAUGUUCUUAUUAAUGCGUAUGUGUCUGCAUGGAAAAAGGGAUGUUAUACUCUUGUGGGAGUGGCGAUAAUGCAGCUUGUGCUUUGUGCGAUGAUGCGAAGAGUAGAUUUCGAUUCUGCUUUAAAGAAGGAAGAAGGACAACUUGAAGAAAACCGGCAAAAUGUGGCCGAGGAGGACAUAAAGAUAGCGGGAUGA